AGAGUUGAAGGAGCGCACGUCUCUCCUCAAUACAUCAGCUCAAGCUAUAGCGAACUGUCGCAUAGGAAAUGAGAAAUCAGGCAGUUCAAUGCAGCACGACCCAUAAAGAGGGAUUAUAGCAGCUCGUCAUCGCUCAAUCAACAGCAAAUCUGAGGAGUUUGGAAAACAUUAGGUGACGAUGAGGAUUUCCGCCGCUGUGCUGAUUUUGAUCUUUAUUGCAGAUUUAGUAUCGCAAGCAGCAGGUGUCAGUCCUCCAGGUAAACCCAGACUGACUAGCUGUCGCUCCCCAGAGAAGGAGACCUUCACCUGCUGGUGGGAGCCUGGAGAUGAUGGAGGUCUGCCCACAACACAUGCCCUCUACUACCGCCUGGAAAACACCGAGAUGGUUAAAGAGUGUCCCGAUUACAAAACCGCAGGCGAGAACUCCUGUUUCUUCGACAAAAACGCCACAUCGCUGUGGGUGAACUACAACAUCACAGUCGUAGCCACCAACGCUUUGGGCAGGAACAUUUCAGACCCCGUGGAGGUGGACGUCGUCUAUAUUGUUCAACCAAACACCCCAGAGAACGUCAAAGCGGUCGUGAUUCACGAGGACCGGGAUCCAUUCGUCAAAGUGUCCUGGGACAAACCACGGACUGCAGACACGCGAUCUGGAUGGAUCACACUCCAUUACCAGCUACGAGUUAAACAAGAAGAGGAUAAAGAAUGGGUGGAAUAUGAUGCUGAGCGGCAGAAGAACUAUAAUGUGUUCAGCCUUCACUCUGAUAGAGAAUACAUGGUGCAGGUGCGAUGUAAACCAGAUCAUGGCUUCUGGAGUGAAUGGACACAAACCACCUACGUCAAAAUGCCCAACUAUAUUCCCAGAGAGCGUUCGCUGUGGAUCAUGAUCACGAUUUUCUCUGUCUUCAUCGUCUUCAUCCUCACCUGGACGCUCAAAGUGAAACACAACAGUGUGAAGCUUUGUUUGCUCCCUCCUGUUCCUGGGCCGAAAAUCAAAGGAUUUGACAAACAGCUUCUCAAGAGCGGGAAAUCAGAGGAAGUUUUUAAUUCUCUGGUGAUCCCAGGUUUCCCUCCAACCACUGAUUACGACGACCUACUAGUGGAGUACCUCGAGGUGUAUGACAACGAGGAGCAAGAGCUGGUUCUGGAUGGCAAAGAUAUAUCAGAGGACAGCAUGAAAUCCAAAAGCUCGUCUGACAGCGACUCGGGCAGGGGCAGCUGCGACAGUCGCACCCUGCUUUUAGACAAGUGCAUGGAAGGAAGCGGAAAUGACCAACAUAAUUACAGCCAGCACGGAGAAACAAGCUGGGCUUCUUCCAGCGAAUGCAGCGAAAGCCAAGGUUCUCCCGGUUCUCCGGAGUCCACCGAUGGACGCAUCAAAAUCUGGCCCGUUGUGUUUUCCUCGCCCCAACCGCAUCACCACUACCAAGUUGGAGCGACAAAACCGGCCUACCACAGCGUCCCGGAGAUCCUAAAACAUUCACCAGCACAUGCAAUCCCAAGCAACUACCACCAGCUUUACCUUCAGGACAUCCCGCCGCAGGAAGGGCGCUUCACUAAACCUCCCUGCCGGCAUUCCCAAAGCUACAACCAGUUCAACAUGGACAACGUUGACAUUUCCGCACCUGGCGUACCUCCAUCUCGCUCCUUGGAGUAUGUUGAGGUGCAGAGGGUCAACCCGGAAAACAUACUACUGCUUAGGCCGCUUUCGGACCCAAACCGUGAACCUGAAGGGUCGGAUCGCAUCGAUGAGGACUACAGCAAGGUCAAAGAAGUGACAUCAAACAACACUCUCCUUCUCCAAAGGGAAACGUCCCAUCAGGGUGUCAAUGAUUACAGCCAGGACUUUGAAAGCCAUGCUGAUCAAUGCACAGCCCAGCAAACUCCUCACCCAUGCAAACCUGCCUACCCUCAGUUGCACAGUCAAGACAUGAGGGUGAUGGGAAACGGCUACGUAGACACAACAGUCCUGAUGCCGUUGUACAAGCAAUUCUAACGCAGGAAGGCUGACAGACAGUCAAAACAAACAAAAAAGCAGACAAAACAUAUUAAAAACAACUGUUGACAGCUCAUGUCAAGCGCUUUAUCCCUCUCAGAUCUUGCUUUGUUUGAUAAUAAGCAGGAUUUGUAUUUAUACAAGUGAUAUUUACUUUGAAGUAGAUUGUAUCGGACACAAGCCGGAGGGUCGCUGUGAACUUUUACACAAAGAAGUCGCGGAUUAUGUACUUUUAUGAGGUGAUGCUUGUAAACGCACCAAAGGGGUUCUCUUUACAAUCAAAAUAAUUGAAGUCUUUAGAGUUAACAUGAAAUUGAAAUGGAUCUUAUUUACUUAAAUGCUCAGAUCACCCCAAACAAUUUACUUUUGUUAUUAAUUGCCCACCCUUCGUGACACAAAUUAAGAUAUUUUAGGUGAAACCUGAGAGCUCCUUUAUCCUCUAUAUGCAACAAGGUUCCAGACUCGUUCAAAUUACUGAAACAUACUGUUGGAAUAUUUAGUCAAUUCCAUGCAUGUUCAAUAAAAAGGUCAGGAAAGGUUUUUCAAUGUUUAAGAUAUUAGCAAUUAAUAAUUCGAUUCACAAAAAUUCUGUUGUCCUCAAUGCAAUGCAAGGGUUACAUUCAGGGGUGCGCAACAAAUUUUAUUUCUUGAUUCCCGAUUUUAUUCAUGGCUGAUAUUAACAGGUGAAGUUUAGAGGAAUUCAACACUUGUUAAUCAUUCUCCAGUCCUCCAUUGGCCGCACCCAUACAUACAUCCUCUUUUUCUACUAAUUCUCUGCACAAAAAGUCAAAA
This is a messenger RNA of Danio aesculapii, 2788 nucleotides long. RefSeq names its product prolactin receptor a (gene prlra). Gene Ontology annotation, molecular function: cytokine binding; cytokine receptor activity. Gene Ontology annotation, biological process: cytokine-mediated signaling pathway. The record is from RefSeq and is a predicted model, not a curated record. Lineage: Eukaryota; Metazoa; Chordata; Actinopteri; Cypriniformes; Danionidae. The transcript is spliced from 9 exons. The coding region runs from base 179 to 1996 and encodes 605 amino acids. Gene Ontology annotation, cellular component: external side of plasma membrane; signaling receptor complex; membrane.